Molecule: messenger RNA, 3256 nt
Organism: Perca fluviatilis (European perch)
Lineage: Eukaryota; Metazoa; Chordata; Actinopteri; Perciformes; Percidae
Gene: fam114a1
Product: family with sequence similarity 114 member A1
Exons: 13
Coding region: 206-2029 (607 amino acids)
Source: RefSeq, a predicted model, not a curated record
UUGCAUGUAGUUGUUAACUAUUUGUAAACACAUGGUUUCUUGUUGUGGCUAUGAGAGAUGGGAGUUCCAAACCUGUAGACAUAAAAUAGUUGUACCUGAGGCAGUGAACUGUCUUGUCUGCUGAUACUCUUCGGUGCAGUCAUCUACUGGCCUGCCGACGUGGCGGGGCGGAAGAGGAGCCGCUGGUGGCACUAUACGGAUCACCAUGUCCCAGACUGAUGCAGACCCCUCUGCUGACAUCACCCCUUCACCCACCCAGCCCCCUCACACAGACCCUGGUCUCUGUCAGGAUGUCCCAGCAGCCUUUGCACUGCCAUCAGGCCCUCUGCAGCCACCUUUGAUCCCUGAGAGUUUCAAUCUCCCACAAUCCACCACUGAGGAGACGACCACAGAGGACACCACCACCAUGACUAGCGCUUCAGAGUGUCCAACUGACCAACCAGAGCCUGCCCCUGAGGGUCAGGUGAUCAUAUGUGACCAACCAGUAAGCCUGGAGCCAAACGAAGAGGCUGCAGAGGAGGAUGUGGAGCGGUCACUUCAGGAUAAAGAAAAAGGUUGGGGAGGUUGGAGUUCAUGGGGAAAAUCUCUUCUGAGCAGUGCCACUUCCACAAUGGGUCAGAGCCUGACCUCAGUUAAAACAAAGGCAGGAGAAGCUCUGCGUCUCCACAGGACCUCAGUAGGAGAGGAGGCACAAGAAGACGAGGAGGGAGCAGAGGAGGAGAAGAAAGAGGGAGGAGGUGAAAGUGGAGAGACUGAGCUGUCCAGCUCCGGGGAGCAUAGUGUUAGUGCUGCAGCCUCUGGCAGGGGAGUCUUCUCUACGAUCACACACGCUGUGCAGAACACAGGUAAGUCAGUGAUCAGUGGAGGUUUGGAUGCCUUGGAGUUUAUUGGAAAGAAGACCAUGACUGUUCUUGCUGAGAGUGACCCGGGUUUCAAAAAGACCAAGACCCUGAUGCAGAAGACUGUAUCGCUGAGUCAGAUGUUAAAGGAAGCCAAAGAGAAAGAGCGGGCCCGUCUGGGCGACCAUCCAAUCAGUGCACCCACAGCUCACUACGGUAUUCUGUUUGACGACUACCAGGGCUUGUCACACCUCGAGGCCCUGGAGAUCCUGUCCAAUGAGAGUGAGGCCAAGGUCCAAGCCUUCCUCUCCUCCCUGGUGGAAGAGGAGCAGGAAGAGGUGAAGAAGGAGCUGAUUUUCAUUAAGAAUAUCUUCAUCAAGCAAGAGGAAGGCGAGGAAGAGGAAAAAGACAAAGAGAAGGAGGAGGAGGAAGAAGGAGGAGGAGGACAGACGAAGGAUAACGGUGAUCUUAGUUCCCAAUUACACUGUUCUACCCCCCUGUCGGCCGAUGGCGAGGAGUUUGUGAGCGUUCUCACUGAGCUGCUGUUUGAGCUUCAUAUUGCUGCAACGCCAGACAAACUCAACAAGGCUCGGAUGAGGGCCCAUGAUUGGGUGAGCUCGGUGGAACAGCCUGUCACUACGGAGACGGUUGACAGGGAAACGCAGGACCAGCCGGCAGGAGAGGCCUCACCUGGAGAGAAGGAAAUGGAGGAGAAAAAGAAAAAUGGAGAGCAGGGAGAGGAGGUGAAGGGAGAAGAGGAAGAAAAGGAGAAAGAGAAAGACCCCAGAUCUGUAGAGGCUGUGUACCUGUCAUCAGUCGGCAGUCUGGCAGAAGUGACGGCUCGCAGUAUCGAGCAGCUCCACAAGGUGGCAGAGCUCAUCCUCCACGGCCAGGACCUGGAGAAACCAGCGAGAGACCAGGCACACCUCCUCGCCAGGUUGACAUGUGCCAUGUGUAAGGAGGUGGAGUGUUUGGCCAAGACGUUCUCUGAUACACUGCUUCUUGUUGGGGGUCAGAGGAAAGCAGAGGAGUUGAAUCCGCUGGUAAAUAAUGUGCUGUUAGAGGGCUCUAACUGUACAAACUACAUUGAGAACGCAUUGCAAUUGCUGCUGCCCGUCCUGCAGAUCUCCCACAUCCAGAGCCAGCACUGUCGGUCUACCACAGAACCAGCAGUACAGACACAUUACUAACACACACACACACACACACACACUCACACACUCACACGCUACCUGCUCACCUGCUUGUCUUAAUGUAUCUAUUGUUGUACAGAAAAUUAUAGAGAAUGGAUUAUUCCAGAUUAAAUGCUUAAAUCUACAUUGGACGCCAUAGCAACAGGCAGAAGAUGUAUUAUACAUACAUAAUAUAAUCUUAACGUUUAACAAAUAGAUACAUGUAGAAAUUACCCACAUGCAGGUUGUAUGUGUGAAUCUUCCACAUUGUAUCUCUGAAUGUUAUUUUGACUGAGUUAAUGUUUUGCUUUGAGGAACCAAAUGUUGUUCAGAGCUAAUUCGAGCUCAGCUGUGACUCAUUCUAUCUGACAAAACCAAGAUGUCUCUCUAUCGUCUCCAAAAGUUGAACCAAAAAUGACUGACUGUGUUGAAGUGACUCUCUAUUAAUGUAUAUUAAGCUUUCUUUGCACUCUUAUGGUCCUUUGUUAUUUCAACGGAAAGUGCAUUAACUAACACUAGUGACAUUUUUUAUGUUAAAUUAUGUGAAGUAAUACUACCUUUAUAUUUAAGGAUCCAGUUUGAUUUGACAGAAAAAUCUGAUUUUCAUACUUUGAAUUGCAAAAUAUUCAGUUAUACUUCUCCCUUAUUGUGUAUAUUGAAGAUAUAAUGUAGGUGAAUCAUCUCUAAUUAUGUUUUGUUGUGCUGCUACAUUUAAAAAGUAUAGUUCAGCAUUUUGGGAAAUUUGCUUAUUCACUUUCGUGCUGAGAGUUAGAUGAGACAAUUGAGACCACUCUCCAUCUGAUGAUGAAUAUGAACUUACAGCCAGCAGCUGGUUAGCUUUGCUUAGCACACAGACUAGUAACAUGGGGUUUCCCCAUGUUACUAGGUAGUCUGGCUCUGUACAAAGGUAGCAAAAUGAUCGUCAUAUAUUGAUUAUAGCCGCUUCGAACGUGUAUAUUGAUUAGUGAGCUUUAAAGGUACUGUUACCUUUGGGCACAGUCAGACUAGCAGUUUUCUCGGUUUCCAGUUCUAAUGCUAAGCUAACUGGCUGCUGGCUUGUCAGCUACAUGUUUACCAUACAGACAUGAGGGUGGUAUCGAUCUUACUCUCUAACUCUUGGCAAGAAGAAGAAAAUUAGAGUAUUCUCAAAAAUGUCAACAAAAUGGCAUGGCAUGCCCUCUGUUGGAGUCCGAACACCUUGAAGAAGUCUUGCCCUCCAGAAUAAAGUAAUUAAUUAAUACUGUU